Messenger RNA from Capsella rubella, 1194 nucleotides. RefSeq names its product transcription factor RAX2. The record is from RefSeq and is a predicted model, not a curated record. Bases 187 to 1080 code for a protein of 297 amino acids. NCBI's taxonomy places the organism in Eukaryota, Viridiplantae, Streptophyta, Magnoliopsida, Brassicales, Brassicaceae. The transcript has 3 exons.
GACUUGGGCGUUUCCAAUACAUAGAGCAAUAAAUAGAUGUCUUUAUCUUUGAUAAUUACAGAACCAGGGAACACUUUUUCUUUCUUCUCUUCUUCUCUUUCAAAAAACAUACUAACAAAGAUCCCUCAAGCAACAAAGCACAUAUAGAAAGAGAGAAAGAGAGAAAGAGAGAGAGAUAGAGUAGAGAUGGGUAGGGCUCCAUGUUGUGACAAGGCAAAUGUGAAGAGAGGUCCAUGGUCUCCUGAAGAAGAUGCAAAGCUUAAAGACUACAUAGAGAAACAAGGCACUGGUGGCAACUGGAUUGCUCUCCCUCACAAAGCUGGUUUAAGGAGAUGUGGAAAGAGUUGCAGAUUGAGAUGGUUGAACUACUUGAGACCAAACAUAAGACAUGGAGAUUUCACUGAGGAAGAAGACAAUAUUAUCUACAGCCUCUUCGCCUCCAUCGGAAGCAGGUGGUCAGUAAUAGCAGCUCACUUGCAUGGUAGGACUGAUAAUGACAUCAAGAACUAUUGGAACACUAAGCUCAAGAAGAAGCUCAUUGCUACCAUGGCUCCUCCUCCGCAUCACCACUUAGCCAUUGGUACAUCAAUAUCACCACCACCAUCGUCAUCAUCACAUUACAACAUGAUCAAUAGUCUUCAUCCGUAUAAUCCAUCAAUAUCAACAAACCAACCUCUCACACCUCAUCAGGGGAUGAUGAUGACAAUGAUGGGCCAACAACAACAACUAUUAUAUCAAGAAGACAUGGGUAGUUUGGUAAAUUCUCCGAACAGAAACAAGCUCAUAAUGAGCCAUCAAGAAGACAGCCAUGAGCAAAGUACAAACAAGGGAAUAAUGUUGUUGAGUGAUGUAAGAAGUGGGUCGAGUAAAACAAGUACAGUAACAAGAGUGAAGAUGGAACAUCGUGAUCAUCAUCAUCAUCAUCAUGAAGAGGAUGAGAGAUCAAUGAGCUCGGUGGUUAUUGAAGAUUAUGGAAUGGAAGAGAUCAAGCAAUUAAUAGGUAGUAGUUGUACUAGUAGUAGCAAUAGCUUGUGGUUUGAUGAAAACAAGACUGAGGAUAAGUUCAUGUUGUACUAUUGAUGAUCUCUCUCUUACCAACUUUGAUUCAACCUCCAUAAUCUCUCUCCCUCUCUCUCUCUCUCUCUCAAAACUAAAAAUGAAUAAUUAAAACUUGUUUAUUAAGAUGGGUUUAAA